Cannabis sativa is the source of this 2764-nucleotide messenger RNA. RefSeq names its product pentatricopeptide repeat-containing protein At4g31850, chloroplastic. Gene Ontology annotation, molecular function: protein binding. The record is from RefSeq and is a predicted model, not a curated record. The coding region runs from base 320 to 2593 and encodes 757 amino acids. Lineage: Eukaryota; Viridiplantae; Streptophyta; Magnoliopsida; Rosales; Cannabaceae. The transcript has 2 exons.
ACACUCCCUUUAGCGGCCAUUUUACAUUUUUCAGACAAAAUAAAAACUUUGGAUAAGAGAGAGAAAGAGAUAUCCAAAACAAGUGGCUCACAAUUCCAUCGAAAGAGAGAGACCACUACCAACCUUUGUGGUUCACCUUUACUGUAAGUGAUGCCAUUUUUGUUAUAAUAUGUUAUAUUUUGGUGUCUCAGAAGCAUUUUAACAAACAGUAACGGUGCAAAGAAGAAAACUUUUCUUUAGUUUCUGCAAAUUGCUAUCUUUCUGUUAUUUGUUCGAUUUGUAUUGUUCUCUGUUAAGAGUUUGUUCUUCUUCUUUGAGCAUGUAUUGUAGUAGUAGUUUCAGCUAUACUUGUUCUGCUUUUACAGACACUGUACUUUUAGUAGCUACUUCUUCAAGUCAAUGUAGUCAUUAUCAUGAUAGUUUUUCAUUUAAAAGAAGAAACUUUAAGAAUAAUUUGAAGGUUUCCACAAAUGGGUACUUGAGAAAACAAAUGGGUUUAUGUGGGUUUGUUAUGACAAUCCCAAUGGAGAAGAAGAAUGUUAUGAUAGCUACUUCAAAUCAUAGUUUGGGAGAUAGGUUGAAAAUUAGGAGAAAACAAAUGAGUUUAUUAUGUGGGUUUGCUAUGAAAAUCCCAAAUGAAGGGGUUAAGGAGAAGAAGAAGAGAGUUGUGAAAUCUUCACAAGAGGUUAUGAGGGUUCUUAAGUCUACCAAUAAGGAUCCAAAUUCUGCUUUUCUUCAUUUUAUGGUUGUUGCUUCUAGUGUUGUUCUUACUACUAAAGCUUGUAAUUACAUGCUUCAAAUCUUGGUGACUCAUAAUAGAGUGGAGGAUAUGGCUGUUGUUUUUGAUUUGAUGCAGAAGAAAAAGGUUAAAAGAAAUUUGAACACUUAUUUAGCUAUUUUUCAAGGUCUUUACAUAAGGGGAGGAAUUCGACAAGCACCCGUGGCGCUUGAGAAGAUGAGAAUGGCUGGGUUUGUAUUGAAUGCUUCUUCAUAUAAUGGGUUGAUAUGUUUUCUUCUUCAGUCAGGGUUUUUUAGGGAGGCUUUGGAGGUUUAUAACAGAAUGGUUAUGGAAGGGAUGAAGCCGGGGUUGAAGGUUUAUUCGGCUUUGAUGGUGGCAUUUGGAAAACAAAAGGAUACUCAAACUGUAAUGAGUUUGUUUAAAGAGAUGGAAGGGUUGGGAUUGAAGCCAGAUAUUUAUACUUUUACUAUAUGUAUUAGAGUUCUUGGAAUGGCUGGGAAAAUCAAUGAGGCUUAUGAUGUGUUGAAGAGAAUGGAUAAAGAGGGAUGCAAACCUGAUGUUGUUACUUAUAAUGUUCUCAUUGAUGCUCUUUGUACUGCAGGUAAAUUCGAUAAUGCAAUGGCAUUGUUUGUAGAUAUGAAAGCGAGUAGUUACAAACCUGACCGUGUUACUUAUAUUACUUUGUUGGGAAAGUUAAGUGAUUUUGGUGAAUUGGAAACUAUGGAAGAAAUUUGGGAUGAAAUGGAAGCUGAUGGUUUUGUUCCUGAUGUAGUUUUUUUCACCAUUCUUGUAAAUGCUUAUUGUAAAGCAGGUAAUAUCGAGAAAGCAUUUGAUACUCUUGAUUUGAUGAAAAAGAAAGGGAUUUCCCCGAAUCUUCGUACUUACAACACCUUGAUUCGGGGACUGUUAAGGGAAAGUAGUUGUGUUCCUGAUGUUUUUACAUACAACUUGUUAGUUGGUGAGAAUGGGAAAAUCAUUGGUGAUAAUGAGAAGUUUGGGAAAAUUAGUAAAUUGUUAUUGGGACUGUAUGAAGAAAUGUGUAGUAAGGGAUGUAAGCCCGAUGCAAUCACAUAUAAUAUACUCAUUUCAAGUUUAGUGAAAUAUAGUAGUGUUGAUAAGGCUAUCGAUUUGUACUAUGAUCAUGUGGGUUGUGAUUUCGCUCCUUCUCCUCAUACAUAUGGUUCACUCAUUGAUGGACUUUUUAAGUUAGGAAGACAUGAGGAAGCAAUGCUUUUCUUUCACGAGAUGGCCGAAUAUGGAUGCAAGGCUAAUCGUGCGAUUUUCAAUAUUCUUAUUAACGGGUUUGGGAAAACAGGCGAUGUGGAAACCGCCCGUCACUUGUUUAGAAGAAUGGUUAAAGAAGGAAUAAGACCGGACCUUAAGACUUACACCGUUCUUGUGGAUUCUCUUUGUCUUUCGGGAAAAGUUGAUGAAGCUUUGUGUUACUUUGAGGAAUUGAAGCAGAGUGGCCUUAGUCUUAAUAUAGUUUGUUAUAAACUUUUGAUUAAUGCACUUGGAAGAUCACAUAGGGUGGAAGAAGCUUUAUUACUCUACGAAGAAAUGCAGUGCAGAGGGAUUUGUCCCGAUCGUUACACAUACAACUCGCUAAUACUCAGUCUUGGGAUCGCGGGAAUGGUGGAGCAAGCAGUGAGUAUGUAUGAAGAACUACAAUUUAAAGGUUUCGAAGCUGAUGUUUUCACCUACAAUGCUCUCAUUCGAGCUUACAUCACAUCAGGAAAUACAGACCAUGCCUUUACAGUUUACAAGAAAAUGUUAGUUGUUGGGUGUGACCCGAAUGUGGAAACGUUUGUACAACUUUCUAAUCAAACUUCCAAUGUGCUUUUUGGUGGAUAAACAUUUCAAUUUUUGCAGAGAUCAAUGGAAAAGUCGAAAGCUGGUGUGGUUCACUGAGGAGGGCAUCUACUGGUGAAAACAUCUAAGCAAAUGGUGGAUCAUUUCAUUGCUACAGUGGCCCUAAAGACAUAGCUUUCCUGAGGUGGUGGAUGUUUUGGAGACGGAAAUUGA